CAGAUAGCUUGUGUCAUAAGUGUUUCUCGGCCAACCUUAUAUUUUGAUGGAGCUUAAAUAGCAAUCAAGGGCGCAGCGGACAAGCAAGGCUUGGAAAAUGGCCCACGCGCCUGCUGAUGCACUCGAAGUCUUCGAGGACGUAGCAGACACUGACAAUACUGGGGCGUCGGAUAAAAAUCGUGCGCGAUGGAACCGCGCCCUCAACAAGAAUUUCACGCUGAAAGCUACAGCAGCUUUCAUGGGAGCUGCGGACCAGCGUCACGCAGCGCGCAAGGGCUACCUCGCCAUGGCGCCGGAGAGCCGGAGCGAGAGCGCGCUGGAGGUGAUUGACGAGGUGCUGGUGCAGUCUGUGGCGCUGGGCCGAUUGACACGCAACGCUCGGCUUUCGGCGGCGAAGCGCGCCCACGUAACAGAGUUCUUGCCCGGAGAGGAGCUGUGCAGUAUGGGCGAGGUCCAGGACUGCCUGCUGGUGGUCAUGUCGGGCGAGGUGGAGGUGACGCAGGGCGCACACAGCAAUCGUCCCACGCCCAUACCCUCACAGCCCUCCUCCAAGUUGUUCAGCCAUGCGCACAGCUCCGCUGCAGAAGCGGGAGGGCGCGGCGCCGGGGCCAGGGCCAGCAGCUCCAGCACCAGCGCAGAGAGCAGCAUUGCGGGCGAGUUGCGCCUUGGUGGCCCACACCGCGGCUCAGCGCAACAGCACCUAGCCUCGACCAAGUCCACGGCGCUGGUGUCGCCGUUGUCCGCUGUGGACUUGGACCCGCUGCCUCGUAGCCUGGAGCCUGGCAGGCAGCCGGCGCACCCGGCCCUGGCGGCGAUACAGCGCACCAUGGCGGCCGGCAGCAGCGGCUCAGGGCACUCACAGCCGCAGCCGCACGGGUCGUCAACAUGGGGCAGCGCUGCGUCCAGGGGCGAUCUGGGGGCGCAGCGGUCACAGUAUGCGGCAGGUAGCAGCAGUGGCGGCGGCAGUGGGAGCACGUUGCUACAUCGCGGCGACACGCUGGGGGCCCUGGACCUUCAGUGGCUGUCCAAACAGUCACAAGCUUCAGCUAGGACCCGCAGUGCCGCGCAAGCAGGGCCGCCUGGGUCACACCUCACUAGCAGGGCAGUGCUCGCCACUCGGGCGGAGCUGGCGAGCCAGCAGCAGCAGCGCCAGGGGUCACAGGGGUUUUUAGACGUCGAGGAAGGCUCGCCAGCCACCAAGGCGCAGAACGCGCUGCAGAGCCAGCUGCGGCGGCUAUCAGCGCUGGGUGAUGGUGGGGACGCGGGCGGGGCGCAGAGCGACUCGGACGACGAUGGCAGCGAGGGGCUAGGCCUGCGCUGGUCCUGCAGCGCCGUGGCAGUGACGCGGGUGGAGUGUGUGGCCAUUGGGAUGCGGCAGCUGUGCGAGGUGCUGGCAUCCGAGGCCUGGGAUGUAGACGCGCUGGUGGACAGUCUGGAGGAGCUGCCCAUGUUUGCGCCGCUGAGCACGUACGAGCUGCGGCAGUUGGCUCGCUUGCUGCGGGUGCAGGUGCUGCCAGGAGGCUCGGUGGUGUACAAGCAGGGGACGGUGGGGAACGACCUGUACAUCAUCCGCUCCGGUUACGUCCGGCUGCUCAAGCAGGUCACGUUGGAUGACAACGUGCGGCAGCGCCUGAACCGUAUGUCGGCAGAGCUGUCGGCUGUGCGUGAGCAGACGGACACGGCCGCAGCAUUUCUGCAGAACGCCUCCACCGGGCCAGGCGGGUCGUGGGCAGGGGUGCCACUGCCGUCAAGCCGCACGGGAACGCCCCGCACCGGGGGCCAGUCGAGAACGCCUCUGACAGGGACCGGCCGCAGCAUGAACGGAUACGAGCCGCCGUCGUCACCCUGGAAGAACAACCGCAGCACCAGCGGCACCAACGAGCUCGCUGGCACCCAGCACCUAUCUGGCGCGUUCACGCACCGGGACCGCCCUGCCACCAGCGGGCAAGUCCAGGUCUCGCCGAAUCGCAUGGGCCGACCACCGGUGGGGCCCAGCGGCGGUAUGACCGCCCGCGGCCACCCCACCAGCCUCAGCUACUCGGGCGGGCUGCAGAAUCCAGUGUGGGGCUCCAACCCUACGACGACGGCCGCCGGCCUGCGGCGGCACAGCAUUACAGCCCUUAACCCCUCGCCGCCGCACGCCUCGCCCCGCUACCACUACUACACCCCACCACUUCCCAACGGCGGCCGCAAGGGGCACCAGCAAGCUGCAGCGCCGCACGCUCAGGGCGGCAGGCGCCGCAGCAGCAGUGCCUGUGCGGAUGAGGUGCUGGAGGCGCUGGGCGUCACCCCGCGGGCCCUGGGCAGCCCCGCUCACACCGAGCCGGCCAAGGACGAGCUGGUGAACCCGGAGGCGCUGUACCGCUCACACGCCGACUCUUCAGAGGAGGACGGCGGCAUGGGCGCCACCGGCCGCCGGCGCCAUGGCGCCAGCCGCGGCGGCUCGUCCCUACCGCCCGUGGUGCCCCGCCUACAGCUCCACGGCCUCGGGGGACACCAAGGCCCCUCGCAGGAGGAGCGGACGCAGGUGCCGCUGCAUCCGCCGCAGCAGCACCAUUCACCACAGCAGCAGCAGCAGCACCCACCGCAAGGCGGCGCGGCCGGCGACCCGGUCCAGCCGGAGGCGAGCGGCGCCAGCGCAGGCGGGGCGGUGCCAGUGUGGGCCGCCGGCCGCACUGCACGGCCGCUGGGCACUGGGGAAGACCUGGUGUUUGUAGAGCUCGGGACACUCGGGACGGGGCAAUGCUUCGGAGAAGUGCGCCCUGAUGGCAUCGCAGUGCGCACCAGUAGCGCCGUGUGCGACACGCGCACCGAGCUGCUGGCCAUCUCCCGCACCGAGCUGUACAACCGCCUGGGUGGCCGCGUUUUCGAGUACCUGUGGAACCAGGUCCCCACGGAGGGCAUGCCGCCGUCGCUGGAUCCAGCUUUGGAGGCGGGGGCUUGCGCGCAGCAGCUGGAGCGGUCCAUGCAGUGGACGCUGUACAAGAAGAAGCUGGUGGCUGAGGUGCUGGCCAAAAAGGGCGAGGAGCGCUACCGCAAGAGUGGCGCGCUGGUGUGCCGGUAGUGUCUUCAGUGUGUGUUCGGUGGCGCUUGGGAGUGGAGGACGCCGCCGCUGCUGAGGAAUGUGUACGCUCCAUUGCGAGGGGCGAGAAAUCAAAUAAUUGGCGCGUAGGCAUUCCAUAGUAGGGGAGAUCACAGAGUAAUAAAGCGGCUCCGUCUUUGGCCGCCUUAAGAGUAUUUACGGUAUCAGGUGCAUUGAUGUUAGGGAGGUUUGAAGCGUGUGGAGCCAGAACCUUCAACCCAUCAUGCCGGAACGCCCGCCAGGGACCACCAGGGCCAAUACGCGUAACGCGUUGUGUGGCAUUUUGACUUAAAAUGUUCCCUGCCGUGAUGCAUUUCAUGCAGGGGGCGGCUCUCGUAUAGGCGAAUACCACGCCAGCAUUUCUGUUUCAUUUGCGUCGGCGGAGCACGUGUGUAACGUGUCUGUUAGAUUAUCAUACGUGUGAUACGGUAUGUUAUGUACGGCUGGUUACUGUAGUACCUCGUUGCAUAACUCGCACUCGCAUUUGACAAGCCAUGCAUAGACCGCAGACGCGCUCCGUUGUAAGCUGUACCUUGUAAAUUUUAACCCGA
Molecule: messenger RNA, 3633 nt
Organism: Chlamydomonas reinhardtii
Lineage: Eukaryota; Viridiplantae; Chlorophyta; Chlorophyceae; Chlamydomonadales; Chlamydomonadaceae
Exons: 9
Coding region: 98-3064 (988 amino acids)
Source: RefSeq, a predicted model, not a curated record